AUGCCCUGGCAGCCUCUCCCCCGCAUCGCGUUCGCCGUUGCGACCUACCCGUUCCCAGCCUCGAGUCCGGCCGACCUCCCGCUCGAAAUCGGCGAUGAGCUCUACAUCAUCGAAGAGACGCCAGACGGCAACUGGCUGCGAGGCUACCUGGUAGCCCCCCCCAGUCUGCUGGCCGGCCUGACCUCUGUCAAGGGUCAGACUCUGGAGGCUCGCGUCUUCAGUGGAAUCUUCCCCAGGAGUUGUGUCGAGGUCCGCGAGAUGCUUGGCGAGUCCGAAGAUGGCGACGACGACGAAGACGACGACGUGACGAGUGACGGCGCCACACACACAACCGCCGACCUCCGUCCCGCAAGCGACUCUGCUAAGAGCGGCGUUACCAACGGCUCAUCGCGCAAAAAGAGAAAGGAUGGGGACCGGCUAACGAGCUCGAGCAAGGGCAGAACCCCCUUCAAAGAACUCCCUAAUGGAACAUUGGGGAGCUUGUCCAUCCCCAUCAAGAGAGACCCCGAUGCGCCACGCCCUGCAGCCCCUGUCCCGAUGCUGAAGAUUGGAGACGAGACUCCAACGUCUGUAUCGGAGCCUUUGAUAGACGAAAUCGCAUCGUGCUUGCGAGAAUGGCACUCGACCAACCUUCACCAGCUCCUCCUCUCUCGGCAAUAUGGCCGCCUGGACCAGCUCUCUCAACUCAUCAGCAAUCUCAACCUCCACCGCCAACAAUUUCUCUACAAUGUCCUCACCGCACACGAAUACGAACGAUUACGAGAACAAACCGUCUGGGAUCUGGUUAGUGUGAAUAAGCUCUGCGGAGGCGAAGUCAUAGUCCGAGACCCUGAGGCUCGUGGCCGAAUCCUCACGGCCGACGAUUGUAUCGUCAAAGUCACAAAACUGCAGUCAAUCAUGAGUCUUUUGGACGAGCCUCCGCAAGCAGCCGUUGAACUGACAGCUUUGCACCACCUCAUGGUUGAUGUCAAGGGUUUUGCUGGAGCUUCAGUCGAGGAAACCUCCCUCCUCAUGUACCUUGUCAGUAAACCAUCUCACGACAAGCCUUUCUCCCUCUCAGAGUCCUUUUCUAUUGCGAUACCCCCUGGCGGCUCCAUUGGAAACUUGGCCAAGCACAUCCCGACCCGGACCCUUUUCACCGAUCUGUCCUCGCAGGAUGUCGGUGACGUUCCAUCUGCCGAGUCCGAACUCUUUCUGGUGGUCAAGGUCAUGGCCUCCCAACCGGUUGCAGCCGCCAAACCGCCCUCUCGAUCAGGGACUGCUCAGGCUGCAUAUCCAGGCUCACCCAUGAAGCCAACGUCUUCUGGUGGAGGCAAGUCUUCUAGGAGAAGCAUGAUGUGGGGUGGCAAGACCUCGCGUUCGGGUUACUCCAGGGGCUCUCCGGCAGUAGGGCGGUUGGAUUCAUUGACCGAGGACGACGAGCGACCACCGACGAACGGAAUGGAGAGCCGAGAAGGGUAUCUUCCCCCGAGUACUGCAGGUUCGAAGAAUGGAACCCCGGCAGAAACCGUCCAGAUGUCACAACGUGCCGUUGGAGUUGGUAUGUUGAGGCUCAACUCCAUCAUGAAGCAGCAAGAGGAGGUUGAACAUGUUAUGAGUAUUUGGGCGGAAUCACCAAGGUUUGUAAUUGAGAAAGAGGCCGGCGAUGAUUGGGAACCUCUGAUUAAGGAGCUACUGGAUAACCCGACAGGACACUUCGAGAAAUCGAGGAGAGGGGAACGGUUGCAGGUCCAGCUAAGGGGAUUCAAUCAUGGCGACGCAGACUCCUUGAUCAAAGCCACACCGACUCUGCUCUCUGGAAUUUCCAAGACGAGCAAAAUGGGCUUCUCUGGAGCACCCACGAAGCCUCGUUCAGACAUUUAUCUCACCCUCAACGAUGCAGUUCUCGCCAAGCAGAACCUCCUGUCCCGAUACGGCGGGAGUGCGAUAUCCAUGCAUACCAAUCUGAACGCAGCCAACCUGCAGAUCACUCUUGAAGUCAGGAAGACUACUGGAGAACGGAUAGAAAACUGCAUCUACACGUCAUCCAACACUGAGGCAUUGACUACCUUCAAGUCGCUGGUGACGGAGAGAGGCAGAUCCUGGGGGCAGACCUUGCGUCUGUCAUUGGCACUAGUUGAUGUCUCCAACUGUCAUGUGGUCAUGUUUCUCUCUGACAUGCCCAACCCCCCGUUCGCCGUUGCCCAUAUUCCGCUCUGGGAUCACCAGGCCUUUAUCCGUGACGGUCUACAUGGUCUCUUGCUCUAUAAGAUAGACGAGAAUACCUCGACGACGCAACCUGGCCCUUCUGGAAAGGGAGGAUAUCUAUCUCUCCAAUGGAGUCCUCGGGGCAAGGGUGAGCAUUCGGCUGACGUUACCGGUCCACUUGCCACCCUGCGUGUGGAGACAUACCUCUGCAGCACACGAUUUUCACAAGACAGGGUUAUUUUGGGGCUUCUAAAAUGGAAAGAGAUGCCCCGGGAAGAUGUCCCAUCAGUACUGCGGCAGUUGAUCUUCGUCCCCGAGAUUGAAGUGGUCAAGCUGCUCAACGACGUCUUGGACAGUCUCUUUGGCGUUCUUGUAGAGUUCACUGGCAAUGAUGAGUACGAAGACCUGGUCUUUACGGCCCUGGUUAGAGUCUUGGGUAUUGUUCACGACCGAAGAUUCAACCUGGGACCCCUGGUCGAUCAAUACGCGGAAACCCAGUUCAACUACCCAUUCGCCACCUCCUGUUUGGUUCGAUCAUUCACCCGACUUCUUCAAAAUCCUACUCACCCAGAGACUGCCCGAAAGCUGCGAGCCACCUUCAAGGUUGUCCGGCAUAUUCUCAAAUUCAUCACACACGCUCGAGGCCAGCAAAAGGAAAAGGAGGCUGGAAUAGGAAUCACCUCCAACACCACUGGUUUUACGCGCGAUCUCCGGGCAAUCUUCAAGGCUCUCGAUGCCAUGAUGCGAAACCCUGCCCCCGCCCUCGUGGGCAGCCAGACCUUGGCCGUGCAGCACUUCCAUCAAUGGCUUCCAGAGCUCGCCGGCCUCCUGACGACGGAGGAAAUCCUUCACAUUGCAAUCGACUUCAUGGACUCGUGUACCGACGUGAAGGGCAAGCUCAUCCUGUAUAAGCUCGUUCUUAUUAUGAAUUACGGCAAGCUAGACCUGUUUGCCCAUCCGGAUCAGAAGUCCGCCCUUAGCACCAACACUGUUCGAUGGAUCACCCCCCACUGGGGCCACGCCCCCGAGCUUACCGAUCAAUGGAGAGACCAGAUCCGCUUGUGUUGCUCUGUGCUUGCCAGUCAGAUUGACUACCUCGGGUCCAACAUUCCCGACCACGUCCCCAAGAUCAUCGACUCUUACCUGUUCAUACUCGAUGCACCUCCUCGACCAAGAGGACGUUUAUCUCUUUUGUUUCCAUCUACCUACCCAUUCCCUGCAAAACCUAUUACCGAUGACGUUCAUUUUGACGAAGCAUUGGUCGAACUUUCCGCUGUUUUAUCUGCUAUAUCCAACACCUCCUCUGGAAUGCAGGUUGAGUUGGCCGAUGAUGACCUUACUACGAUUCUAGAGAACCUCCUCCGAGUGCAAAUGAGCGUUCUGAAAGGGGAGGCGUACCCUUUAGAAUGGCUCAGUGUACAUAUUCACCACCACAAGUCGAUCAUGCGUACGCUUCAAUACUUAGCUAGCAUAAUGCUGGUUUCGUUCCUCCCUGAUCCUGAUGAUGCAGAGAGCUUCAACACCGAACUGUGGAAACUGUUUUUCACAACCCUGCUCAAGCUUGUGGGCAGUACAUCACUGGCCCUAGAGACGUUCCCGGAGCAGAAGCGAAGAGCAGUGUGGAAAAUUGCUGGCGAUGUCCGGGAGCAUGGCGCGGAUCUCCUGCGUAGGACUUGGGAGGCCAUUGGCUGGGAGACCACUGUGGAUGAGAGAUCUCGAUAUAGCCUCGCCAAGAUGGGAGGCUACCAAGUUCAGUAUGUUCCGACCCUCGUCGCACCGAUUGUCGAGCUCUGCUUGAGUGUGCACGAAGGCCUUCGGAGAAUGGCCGUUGAGGUUCUCCAGACCAUGAUUGUCAGCGAGUGGACUCUGAGCGAAGACCUGUCUGUCAUCCAGACCGAAACAAUCGAUUGCCUGGAUGCCUUUUUCAAGGAGAAGCCAUUGACCGAGAGCAUUCUGCAAAAGCUAUUCAUCGGGGAGCUUCUGGAACGCUUUGAACCACUUGCAGAUAUUCCGGACGAGCCGCUGUACACUGCUGUGCGCGAACUUAUUGGGACCUUUGACGAGUUCCUCGAUCUUCUGGUUGCGGUUCACAGCAGCGACGGCACUGGCGAAGCAACACAUCUCAUCAACCGACUCCGGCUCAUGGAGUUCCUCCGCGACAUGCAGAAGGAGGAGAUAUUUGUCCGAUAUGUUCAUCAACUUGCAGAGCUUCAAGCCGAAUCGAAGAACCAUGCGGAAGCCGGCUUGGCACUCCGUCUUCAUGCCGAUCUUUACGAAUGGGACCCUGUCAUCCAAACUCCUGCUCUUCCCGAUCCUUCGUUCCCUGCACAGACCCAGUUUGAGCGCAAGGAGAGGAUCUAUUUUGACAUGAUCAAACACUUCGAGGAAGGGGAGUCUUGGAGCAAUGCUUUGGCAGCCUACAAGGAAUUGCAAGCACAAUACGAGACCAACACUUUCGACUUUGCCAAGCUGGCUAGGACUGAGCGGGCCAUUGCGACCAUCUACGAAAGGAUUUCCAAGAGCGACAAGCUCAUUCCCAAGUACUUCAAGGUUGCUUACAAAGGACUGGGCUUCCCUGCCAAUGUUCGAGACAAGGAAUACGUCUACGAGGGGUCACCUACCGAGCGAGCCUCUGCAUUCACCGACCGCAUGCAAGAGCAAUACCCUUCAGCCCAGAUUGUUACCGGUGGCGAUGUGGAUGAUGUCGAGGGACAAUUCUUGGUCAUCUCGGUUAUUACGCCUCACCGCGAUCCAUCUCACCAGGUAUUCCAGCGAGCGCGUGUUCCACAAGUGAUCCGGGACUUCCUACUAUCUUCACACCCACAGAGCUUCUCCGUUUCCACGAAACGUAGCACGGCGGGCCCUGUCAAGGAGCACUACGCUGAAAAGGUCGUGUUCACCACCGCCGAUCCGUUCCCUACGAUCCUUCGACGAAGCGAAGUUGUUGAUACCCAGGAGGUCAGGCUUGAUGCGCAUGAGACGGCGUUGGAGCGAAUCGUACGCAAGACGCAAGAGAUGACGGCUCUCGAACGUCGCGUGGCGGACGGGGACUAUGACAAUGCGCAGCUAUUACUCGAUGCUGUGACCGUUUCAGUCAACCUCACUUCGGAGAAUAGUGUUGCUUGCUAUCGCCAGUUGCUUCCGGAGCCCAAGGAAGAAGAUGGCGAGGACGAGGAUGACGAUGAGGAGGUAGAAGAAGUCCAACUGAGUCCACAAGAUAGUGCUGUCAAGAUGGCGCUCGUUGACCACGCCAUCAUGAUCAAGAGGUGCUUGGCAAUGUUUUCUCGAAGUUCAAAUGAGCUCCUUAGCCGCAAUCAGGAGGAGCUACAGAUUUUCUUUGAGAGCAACUUUGCCCCCGAGAUCGCGUACUUCGCCCCUCCGCAACCGCAACGGGAGACGAGCACCCCUUCGCCGACAUGGAAACGGGCGUCACAUUCUGAGAGCCCCAGACAGCCAAUCAAUGGGACACCAAUUAAUGGCGUCACUACCGAGGAGGCAUCCGUAAUUAGGCCAGUUUCCAUGCGACAAAAAGGUGCACGAUUGAGCUUCCUGGGCGGAAAGAAGAUGCAGCUCGACCUGCCUCCUGAGCCGGAGGAGAAGGCUGUUGAUGUAGACACAUCAAGCACCCGCAGCCGCUCUUUCAGCAAUACCCAAAGCAGAGACAACCGACGGCAUAGUUUUUUCCGAACGCAGUCUCUCGAGGACAAGCAUCAUGACAACCAUCACGGGGGCUUCGGUGGUAGAGGGAGUUUCGAGGUUCAUGUUGAGCCAUUGAAUGACAAGCCAACCGAAAAAGCCGGUGGCGGCUUGACCAAGAAGAACAGUGUGCGAAAGAGGUUCAGCAUGCUUAAGCUGGGCAAGAAGACCAGCAAAGGCACCGGGAUGAGCAGCUUGGACGAGGAGUAG
Messenger RNA from Ilyonectria robusta, 6093 nucleotides. RefSeq lists its product as uncharacterized. NCBI's taxonomy places the organism in Eukaryota, Fungi, Ascomycota, Sordariomycetes, Hypocreales, Nectriaceae. Gene Ontology annotation, molecular function: small GTPase binding; guanyl-nucleotide exchange factor activity. The coding region runs from base 1 to 6093 and encodes 2030 amino acids. The transcript is spliced from 2 exons. Gene Ontology annotation, cellular component: plasma membrane; cytoplasm. Gene Ontology annotation, biological process: small GTPase-mediated signal transduction. The record is from RefSeq and is a predicted model, not a curated record.